AUUGUCGAGCAUCUCCAAUGGAGAGGAGAACUGUUUGUAAACAAAACGGUUCUCCUCCCUGUCAGCUCAUGCACACUGCUUUGGAUGGCUGUGCACAGCACAGCAAUGCAAAACAGUGUGCCUAUAGUGAAGCACACGAACACAGCCCCUAGUAAAACAGCACACAGUCAACCCUUUGAUCGCCCUUCAUGUUAGCCCCUUCCUGCCCAGUGCCAUUAGUACAGUUGUCAGUGCUUUUUAUUAGCACUGAUCACUGUAAUGGUGUCACUGGGCAUGUCAGUGACAUCCAGUCAGUUCCCCCCAGUGUCAGAAUGUCUGCCGCAGUCCCGCUAUAA
Staurois parvus is the source of this 335-nucleotide messenger RNA. Lineage: Eukaryota; Metazoa; Chordata; Amphibia; Anura; Ranidae. The record is from the annotation of a GenBank genome assembly.